Molecule: messenger RNA, 951 nt
Organism: Paramisgurnus dabryanus
Lineage: Eukaryota; Metazoa; Chordata; Actinopteri; Cypriniformes; Cobitidae
Product: mast cell protease 8-like
Biological process (GO): proteolysis
Molecular function (GO): serine-type endopeptidase activity
Source: RefSeq, a predicted model, not a curated record
CUCUGUAUUUAAAGCAGAAGACGACUUCACUGUGGUUCACACAUCGCUGGACUGAACAGUGACUACAAUGAGCAUCUUUUGGUUCAUAACUACACUGCUACUGCUGCACUCCUGCACCCCAGCUGUGAUUGGAGAUUCUAUAGUCAAUGGCGAAAAGACUCCCAAAAUAACCUUGCAGUAUAUGGCAUCAGUGCAGGUCAAUGAAAUACAUGAGUGUAGAGGAUUUCUGAUUUCCCCUAAAUAUGUCCUUACAGCCGCACACUGCGAUACAAGUGAUCAUAUGACUGUCGUCCUUGGUGACCACAACAUCAAUCCACAGAAAGAUCUUAAAAGAUACGAGGUGGCUCACAAAUUCAAACCGAAACAGUUCAAACAUGCAAGAGAGGGCGAUGACAUCAUGCUUCUGAAGCUUGACAGGAAAGCAGUUUUGGGAAAAAAUGUGAAAACUGUCAAUAUCACAGAUGAACGGCACCGUGUUAAAAGUGGCACAGAGUGUGUGUUUGCUGGAUGGGGUAAAACCAAAAAGAGUAAUACUAAAGGAGUCAAUGAACUUCGGGCUGUGAAAGUUUCAAUUGUUGACAUCGACAAAUGCAAGAAAGCAUGGAUGAAAAAAUACAAGAAAAUGGAAACAUUUCCACCAAACAUAACCUGCGCUGUUGGAAAUAAACAGAAUACAGGGAUGUGUAAGGGUGACUCAGGAGGUCCACUUGUAUGCAAUUCAGUGGCCGUGGGCAUUGUUUCCUUCAAAAGUUCCACGUGUGAAUCUUCUGAUGUGCCAAGUGUUUAUACUGAUAUUUCAAAAUAUUCGGGCUGGAUCAAAGAAAAGAUGAAUAAAAGGGAAACUUGAGACAGGCAACAACAGGCUGCAUUGAAAAAUGUCUUGACCAAAUAAACUGUACUUAUGUUGACCGAGUCUGUGUUUUUGCAAUAAACUUUGCAGUGCACAUCUUA